GACUUUAAGAAAUUGCACAAAGAACUCUGGCAGAUUCAUAAACACUUAUUCAGGCAUACAGAAUUGUUUCCUCCUUUUGCUAAAGCAAUAGUGUUUGGGCGAUUUGAUGAAAGUGUGAUUGAAGAAAGAAGGCAAUGUGCAGAAGAUUUGCUGCAGUUUUCUGCCAAUAUCCCAGCACUCUAUAAUAGCAAGCAGCUUGAAGAUUUCUUUAAGGAUGGAGAGGUGCACGAUGGGUCUGAAUUGAUUGGACCUGCAGAACCUCUGUGGGAUUCCUUGACUGACAGUGUGUCUGUCUGCAGUUCUGAAGCCCGCAAAGAUGUCAGUGGCAUUGACGACCUAACGCUUAGCCAAUCAGAAUGUGGAGGUUUCUCCAGCGACAGCGACCUGGUCUCUUUGACUGUUGAUGUGGACUCUCUUGCUGAGUUAGAUGAUGGAAUGGCAUCUAAUCAGAAUUCGCCAUCUUUUGCCCUCAGCUGUGCUGCUGACCCUUCAGCACAAGCCUCCGCUGCUUCGGAUCAUGAGUGGAGCAAACCCGAUGGUGAGAGGGAGAGCCGUGGCCUGUUUACUGGGAGCUUGAAGGCCAAACUUGGCAGACGAGACUACCUGGAGAAAGCUGGGGAGCUGAUCAAAUUGGCUUUGAAGAAGGAGGAAGAGGAAGAUUAUGAAGCAGCUUAUGGCUUUUAUAGGAAAGGGGUUGAUCUGCUCUUGGAAGGCGUUCAAGGGGAGUCGAGUCCAACCCGUCGUGAAGCAGUGAAGAGAAAGACCUCAGAAUAUCUGAUGAGAGCAGAAAAAAUUUCCAGCCUUUAUUGUAGACCCUCAUCAGAAGAUGGAUCAAUUUGUGGGCCUCCAGGAUCACUAAGUUCAAGGCCCUCUUGGAACCUAAGGAGCCCUGCCGAGGAACUGAAGGCCUUUAGAGUCCUUGGGGUGAUUGACAAGGUAUUGCUAGUAAUGGACACUAGAACACAGCAGACAUUUAUACUGAAGGGUCUAAGGAAAAGUAGUGAGUACAGCAGGAAGAGAAAGACCAUCAUCCCCCGCUGCGUGCCCAACAUGGUGGCUCUGCACAAGUACAUCAUCUCGGAGGAAUCGGUAUUCCUUGUGCUACGCCACGCGGAAGGUGGCAAGCUCUGGUCUUACAUCAGUAAAUUCUUGAACAGGAGCCCUGAAGAAAGCUUUGAUGCUGCUAAAUCCAGACGAUCCAGCUCCACCAAGAUUCAUUUGCAUCAGGCAACUCCUAGUCCUCAAGACAAUGGUAGUAGCAUUGACUCCAGAGGAAGCAGUGGAGGGAAUAUGCUGCAGGUUGUGCCGCUGAAGACCAGUCUCACCCCAAGUUCCCAAGAUGGUAGUAGUAACCUGGAAGAUGGCCAGGAAAGUUCUCCCAAAUGGAUUGAUUCUGGGUCCAGUUCAGACGAAGAAUGUACUACAAGUUAUCUAACGUUAUGCAAUGAAUAUGGUCAAGAAAAGGUCGAUCCUGGUUCAUUAAACGAGGAGCCUAUGAAAACAGACGAUGAUCUCCUUACUAAAGAGCAAGGAGGCUUUCUAGAACAGGAAGUGGUUGCCAGUGGGAACUUGGGAUCCCCAUUCACAUCUCAGGAAGUAAAGCUUUUUGCUGAUGAUGCUGAGCCAGAAAUAACCAGUCCUACUAGGAUAUCAGAAUCACUGAGUAAAUCCAAGAAUAGCCCCAUGGAAUUCUUCCGAAUCGACAGCAAAGACAGCACCAGUGAACUUCUGGGUCUUGACUUCGGAGAUAAACACUACAGCUUAAAACCAGAAUCUUUAAAGCAGUUUUUCCCCAUGCCUAGUUGGGAUAGGAGUCUUGAUGCCACAGAAAACAAACUGGUCCCUACAUCUCAGGAUAACAUCAGCAGAGGUUCCAAUGACUCUGUGCCAGUGAUCUCUUUUAAGGAUGUUGCAUUCGAUGAUGUAAGUAGCAUUGAUGAAGGGAGGCCUGACCUUUUGGUAAACUUGCCGGGCAUCACUGAGCAAAUGACAGAAGCAACAGCAGGUGGGCCAGUGAACCUUACCAAGCCAAAUGGAGAAGUUUUGGAAAGUAAACUUUUGGAAACCCCUGAUGUCUUGCAAUUACAUAAUAGUACAGACCCAUGCAGAGGACUUGAACAAAAGGUAAACUCUUUGGUGGAAGAAGGCCCAGAAGCACAGUGCAGUGAUACUGGGGAAGUUAUCAGGGCAUUUCAGAUGUCUGAAAGUAACCCAGCUGGCUCUGGGGACGGGGCACUUUUUGAAGGGCACGGAGCAGCAUUUUCAUCACUAGAGGCAUGUAGGACAAAAGAAAGUCUGUUGAUUUCUAACAAGCAAGCCAGUGCUGAGGAGCAGACCUUUGAUGUGGACAAGGAAGCCGUGCUGCUCUUUUCUGAUCAAACUGAAGACGUGAGCCACGAGGGAACGGCCCCUGCUUUGUUGAAUAGAAUAGAAAGCAAAGAGUUGGGUGUGAGGGGCAGAGGCGAGAAUGAGAUCCACCAAAUUUUUCAGGACCUCGAUGAAAGAUUAGCACUAACCUCCCAGUUUUACCUCCCCGAGGGCUGUGUUCAGAGAUGGGCAGCUGAAAUGGUGGUAGCCCUCGAUGCUUUGCAUCAAGAAGGAAUUGUGUGCCGCGAUUUGAACCCAAACAACAUCUUAUUGAAUGAUCGAGGACACAUUCAGCUAACGUAUUUUAGCAGGUGGAGUGAGGUUGAAGAUUCCUGUGACAACGAUGCCAUAGAGAAAAUGUACUGUGCCCCAGAAGUUGGAGCUGUCUUUGAAGAAUCAGAAGCAUGUGAUUGGUGGAGUCUGGGUGCCCUUCUCUUUGAACUCCUUACAGGGAAGACUCUGGUGGAGUGCCAUCCGGCAGGAAUCAAUACUCACACUACCUUGAACGUGCCAGAUCACAUAUCAGAAGAGGCAAGAUCACUCCUUCAGCAGCUUUUGCAGUUUAAUGCGGUGGAGCGUCUUGGCGCUGGAGUUGCUGGAGUUGAAGAAAUCAAAUCUCAUCCCUUUUUUGUCUCUCUUGAUUGGUCAGAGCUAAUAAAGUGAGUGGUCUCAGCAAGUCAUCUGCCCACGUUUGGGCCUUUUGAGAGACACUGUUCCUGGCUUGCCAACAUUUUAAACAGUGGCCGAGGCCUCAG
Messenger RNA from Gekko japonicus, 3122 nucleotides. It is a transcript of the gene RPS6KC1, whose product is annotated as ribosomal protein S6 kinase, 52kDa, polypeptide 1. The record is from RefSeq and is a predicted model, not a curated record. Gene Ontology annotation, molecular function: protein kinase activity; ATP binding. The transcript has 14 exons. Gene Ontology annotation, biological process: protein phosphorylation. NCBI's taxonomy places the organism in Eukaryota, Metazoa, Chordata, Lepidosauria, Squamata, Gekkonidae. Gene Ontology annotation, cellular component: early endosome. Bases 436 to 3030 code for a protein of 864 amino acids.